Messenger RNA from Neoarius graeffei (lesser salmon catfish), 2963 nucleotides. RefSeq names its product canopy FGF signaling regulator 4 (gene cnpy4). The transcript is spliced from 6 exons. Gene Ontology annotation, molecular function: signaling receptor binding. Lineage: Eukaryota; Metazoa; Chordata; Actinopteri; Siluriformes; Ariidae. Gene Ontology annotation, cellular component: endomembrane system. The coding region runs from base 67 to 726 and encodes 219 amino acids. The record is from RefSeq and is a predicted model, not a curated record.
ACUGCCGAUGUGGCUGUUUUUUUUUUAACCCAAGGUUUUUUUAUUUCAGCAUUAAAUAAAGUCGACAUGGAAGUUUUAUCUUUAUGUGUGUAUUUUAUGCUCAGUUUUGUAGCAGCGGAAGAAGAAGAAAGGCUUCCAAAUAAAUGUGAAGUGUGCAAGUUUUUGACAGUCGAGCUUCAGGCAACUUUGGAAAAGACCGGCCGCUCCAAAGAGGUCCUGGAGCUCGGAGAAGUGCUGGACACUGGGAAACGCAAACGCAAAAUCAAGUACAACACCUCGGAAACAAGAUUAACAGAAGCUGUGGACAAUAUCUGUGAGGGAAUAUUGCAGUACAGUGUCCAUGCUGAGAGACCUGGGAGUCUUCGGUAUGCCAAGGGCACCAGUCAGACCAUGAACACACUGAAGAACCUGGUUAAUAAGGGGGUGAAGGUGGAGCUGGGCAUCCCCUAUGAGCUGUGGGAUGAGCCGUCAGUGGAGGUGGCAGACAUGAAGAAACAGUGUGAGACCAUGUUGGAGGAAUAUGAAGAGGUGAUCGAGGACUGGUAUUUCAAUCACCAGGAGGAAAGACUAGAGAAAUUCCUGUGCGAAGCUCACGUCCUGAAAAAUUCAGAGUCAGAAUGUCUGAAAGAGGUAUGGAAAGGAGACUUGGGUGUGAAGGGAUCAGCUGGAGACUUGGAGAGCGAGCGAGAAGAAGAUGGUCAAACACACGACGCAGGAGAACUUUAACAGCAGAAACAUGGCUGACAAACUCCGACAGCUGGACUUCAGCCUUCUUUGUAGAGAGCGUCUUGAGAAAGAAAAGUCAUCCUGAAAGGCCAACGAACUGGGAGAAGUGUUUACAGGAACGUGCUUAUGUACUGUACGUUGGUUCUAAUCGACACGACAGUGCAUAAUAAUCGUUUUUAAGAUGAAUUUAAUUUCUCAUAUAUAUUUAUCAAACUCCCUUCCCACACCAUGUGGCGGCGCCAAUCUCCGUUUCCGUAGCCCUUAGCCUCUCGCCUAUUACAUAGCUAGGGUUACAGUGGGGGGCUAGUCCUCCGGUAACCGCGAGAGUUUGACUCCCCACUCGCAUCUGUAUUGCAGCGUGCCUUGCCAGACGGCAGAAGGUUCCAUUUUUAUGAUGGGCUUUGGUAUGACCCGACCGUGAGCAGAACUCAUGAUCUCCCGAUCAAGAGGCAGACAUGCUAACCAUGAGGCCAACUCUCAGUCAUAUAUAUUUUUAUUUUUUUCGCGGUCCGGUUUCCAUCAAAUCCUGCGCUCUGAUUGGCUGGCGAGCGGGUCCGUAUCCUACGAUACGGACCCCGGUAAUAGACCUCUGGUGACUCGCUCGUUCACAACAACAACAAACAUAGUAGCAUUUUUUGUCAACAUUUAUCUUCUUUUUAUGAGAUUUAUUUAUAAGUUUCUCAAAAAUCUUAUACAUUUUUGCCAGCAUUUCUCAGGAGAAUAGCAUUAAUUUUACAGCAUGGAUAGUGAUAAUGACAGUGUUCACAGCGAAAGCGAGUUUUACUACCCUGAGGAAGACGAAAUAAAAGAAAACAUUUCAGGAGAAAGCUAAAAACCUGUAACUUGCUAACACCGAGCAAAAACAUGGCUGAAUCCUGAAUGACUCCUAUUUGUAUAAAUAGGGGACUACAUAGGCGGCAACAUGUAGUUUUUUUUCCCUGCCAUAGAAGUGCACUUGUAUACAAAGGAGGAAGCCAUUUGUAGUACAGCCGUGAAUGAGGAUUCAAAAUGGCGGCCCGGCUCGGUUUUCCCUUUCGGGCGCUCUCGUUUUCUGUUAGAAUUUGGUAAAGAAAAAAAUAAAUAUAUUAUUUACCAGUGUAAGGUUGGUCCGUAUGGUGAAAUACUGUGACCUCGGCCUUGAAUACUGACCUCGGCCCAGAGGGCCUCGCUCAGUACUUUCAAGACCUCGGUCACGAUAUUUCACGAUACGGACUGCCCAGCUGGUACAACCCCGAUUCCAAAAAAGUUGGGACAAAGUACAAAUUGUAAAUAAAAACGGAAUGCAAUAAUUUACAAAUCUCAAAAACUGAUAUUGUAUUCACAAUAGAACAUAGACAACAUAGCAAAUGUCGACAGUGAGACAUUUUGAAAUUUUAUGCCAAAUACUGGCUCAUUUGAAAUUUCAUGACCGCAACACAUCUCAAAAAAGUUGGGACAGGGGCAAUAAGAGGCUGGAAAAGUUGAAGGUACAAAAAAGGAACAGCUGGAGGACCAAAUUGCAACUCAUUAGGUCAAUUGGCAAUAGGUCAUUAACAUGACUGGGUAUAAAAAGAGCAUCUUGGCGUGGCAGCGGCUCUCAGAAGUAAAGAUGGGAAGAGGAUCACCAAUCCCCCUAAUUCUGCGCUAACAAAUAGUGGAGCAAUAUCAGAAAGGAGUUCGACAGUGUAAAAUUGCAAAGAGUUUGAACAUAUCAUCAUCUACAGUGCAUAAUAUCAUCAAAAGAUUCAGAGAAUCUGGAAGAAUCUCUGUGCGUAAGGGUCAAGGCCGGAAAACCAUACUGGGUGGCCGUGAUCUUCAGGCCCUUAGACGGCACUGCAUCACAUACAGGCAUGCUUCUGUAUUGGAAAUCACAAAAUAGGCUCAGGAAUAUUUCCAGAGAACAUUAUCUGUGAACACAAUUCACCGUGCCAUCCGCCGUUGCCAGCUAAAACUCUAUUGUUCAAAGAAGAAGCCGUAUCUAAACAUGAUCCAGAAGCGCAGACGUCUUCUCUGGGCCAAGGCUCAUUUAAAAUGGACUGUGGAAAACUGUUCUGUGGUCAGACGAAUCAAAAUUUGAAGUUCUUUAUGGAAAUCAGGGACCCAAGUUGUUAUCAGCGCUCAGUUCAGAAGCCUGCAUCUCUGAUGGUAUGGGGUUGCAUUAGUGCGUGUGGCAUGGGCAGCUUACACAUCUGGAAAGACACCAUCAAUGCUGAAAGGUAUAUCCAGGUUCUAGAGCAACAUAUGCUCCCAUCCAGACG